UUUUGUUUCAGAAUCACCAACAUGGGAACUAGCAGGAAAGACUUUGUUUUGGCGGUGGUCGUAGCAGUUAUUAUGGGCGCCUGCGGCAUCAACUCCCAGACUGAAACGGAGGCAACCACAGAUUACGCUGAGCUGACAACUGUGACAGAACAAAACUUCACUUCGGACGUCAAAACGCGUCAAGCCCGAGCCAACAUUGACGACCUUGCGUUCGACAAUGACAGUCCCCACGUUGUAGUCAGACCAGAAAGUGCGUCAAGAGUUAUAAUGCCUAUACGGGCUCGUAGUAACACAAGCAACGAAAUCAAUGAAGGGAAUUUGAACAAGACAGUAGAAGAUCCAAAGCCUGCCAAGCUUCUGUCUGACGUGAUUACCAAAAUCACUCAGAAAAGAGCAAAUUUGAAGCCUCAUGCAAGAUACGACGAAGUUACUGGGGAAUUAGUGGGUGGAGCACACCCGUGUGAAAGGGAAUGUAAAGAAGGAGAAGAGCCUAUGAUCUGCUACUACCAUUUCAACUUGGAGUGGUAUCACACUAUGAGCAAGGCGUGCUACGACUGUCCGUUCACCGAGUCGGAUUGCUUUAGGCAGGAUUGUAUUCCAGCUGACGGAAUCAGCAGAUCACUGAACGUUGUCAACAGGAAGAUGCCUGGACCUUCUAUAGAGGUCUGCCAACAUGACCGCGUGAUUGUGGACGUGGAGAACGAUCUGAUGACGGAAGGCACUACAGUCCAUUGGCAUGGACAGCAUCAGCGCGGGACGCCGUAUAUGGAUGGAACGCCUUACGUCACGCAGUGCCCCAUCCUGCCUGAGACUACCUUUAGAUACCAGUUCAACGCGACCCACAGCGGCACUCACUUCUGGCACUCCCAUUCUGGCAUGCAGCGGGCCGACGGCGCCGCCGGCUCCUUCAUCGUGAGGAAGCCCAAGUCACAGGACCCUCACGGGCCGCUCUAUGACUAUGACAGAUCCGAGCACAUAAUGAUAGUAACUGACUGGAUCCACGAGCUAUCCGUCAGUAUGUUUACUGACCACCACCACUCGGUCGGCGACAACAAGCCGCCGACGCUGCUGAUCAACGGAGUGGGCCGCUUCAAGACCUUCCGCGAGACUGCUGAGCCACUCUACAUGAGAGCCGCGAGGUUCAAUGUUGAACAGGGCUACAAGUACCGUUUUCGAGUCAUCAAUGCAGAGUUCCUGAACUGCCCCAUAGAGCUCUCAGUGGAUGGCCACAACAUCACCAUCAUCGCCUCCGAUGGGUAUGACCUGGAACCCAUCACUGCAACAUCCUUGGUGACCUACGCUGGUGAACGAUACGAUUUUAUUCUGGAAGCUAAUAAUGAAAUUGACAACUACUGGAUCAGGUUCCGUGGCUUGAUGGAUUGUGAUGAACGGUUCACCAAAGCCAAGCAAGUGGGUGUGCUGCACUACGAAGGAGCUAUGGAGUCGGAGCCUGAAGGUGACUUGACGUGGGAAGAAUCUACUAAUGAGGGGCUGCAACUAAAUGCCCUGAACAAAGGGGAAGAAGAAGACGAGACUAUCAGCGUGGCUGAGAUGAAGUCUUUAGCUGGCUACGAUGACAGCCUGAAGGAGAUACCAGAUUACCGUUUCUACAUCGCGUACGACUUCUACGCUAAGAACAACUCGCACUACCACAGGUCUCCGUAUUAUGGAUAUUAUCAAGUUCCAAAUAAAUCCAAUCGUUUAUACACUCCUCAACUGAACCACAUCAGCAUGAAGAUGCCUUCGAGCCCUCUGAUGAUCACCAGGCCGUCUGCUGACAACUUCUGUAACAGCUCCAGCAUCGACGAGGCCUGCGAAGAAGGGUACUGCGAAUGCUCGCACGUUCUCUCCGUCAAACUGAACUCGGUCGUCGAAGUCAUCAUCUUGGACGAAGGAGUCACUUUUGACGCAAACCACCCUUUUCAUUUACACGGCCACAGUUUCAGAGUUGUAGGAAUGAGACGGCUAGCUAAUGAAACAACUAUUGAUGAAGUCAAAGAGUUCGACGAAGCUGGUCUUCUCAAAAGGAAUCUGAAGAAUGCACCGAUCAAAGACACCGUUACAGUUCCUGAUGGUGGCUAUACUGUCAUUAGGUUCAAAGCAGACAACCCAGGAUAUUGGCUUUUCCAUUGCCAUAUCGAAUUUCAUGUUGAAGUGGGCAUGGCUCUGGUCUUCAAAGUGGGUGAGCAUAAAGACAUGGCCCCUGUUCCUAGGAACUUCCCUACUUGUGGCAGUUACAUGCCUGAUAACAUGUUAGAACAUGCCACUACAGAGAAGCCUAACAAUGACGUCAUUUCUAUCAGCCAUUGGUGGCCUGUGGUUGUUAUUAACAAUACGACGUCUGCUGCUAGUGCAAUAAGUUAUCCAUCUGGAUUAUUAUCAGUAUGUUGUAUUUGGCUAUUGAAUUUUUUCCUCGGUAGGUAAUAUUAAGUAACUUUUAGAUUUGUGACUCAAAUUUUAGUUGAUCUUUUUGUGUCUACGAGAAGAUUUUCAAUACAGAUAUUAUACGAGAUUGUACUUACAUUACAGUAUCAUAAGAUUCAUUUGAUUAAUGCAUUUGCCUUUCAGUGUUAUUUAUUGGACAGUACUUACUUUAUUUAUUUAUGUUUAUUAUUACCACAAUGCGGAGUCUACUCAAUAGUGCACAUAGUUUUGUAUUAUAAUAAUAUUAAUUGUCAAUAAUUGAAAUUAUUAUCUGUGAUUCGAUUGCGUAUUGCUUGCCAAAAAUGUAUAACGUUUCUAUAGGAAUGUUUUCAUGUAUUAUUAUGAAAAUGUCGCUGAUGAUAUGUGAUAUUACUUAGUUAAGCUAGCUGUAACUUUAAUUGUUAAGUAGUGUAGUUAUUUUAUAUGCAAUAAGUACAUUCAUAGUUGCAAAAA
Molecule: messenger RNA, 2877 nt
Organism: Ostrinia furnacalis (Asian corn borer)
Lineage: Eukaryota; Metazoa; Arthropoda; Insecta; Lepidoptera; Crambidae
Product: laccase-1
Exons: 10
Coding region: 22-2424 (800 amino acids)
Biological process (GO): iron ion transport
Cellular component (GO): plasma membrane
Molecular function (GO): copper ion binding; oxidoreductase activity
Source: RefSeq, a predicted model, not a curated record